Molecule: messenger RNA, 5389 nt
Organism: Triticum aestivum (bread wheat)
Lineage: Eukaryota; Viridiplantae; Streptophyta; Magnoliopsida; Poales; Poaceae
Product: putative disease resistance protein RGA1
Exons: 6
Coding region: 1807-4848 (1013 amino acids)
Biological process (GO): defense response to other organism
Molecular function (GO): ADP binding
Source: RefSeq, a predicted model, not a curated record
CGUUCGGAUUCCCUCCGCUCCGCGGCUCCGCGCCGGAGCGGAGCGGCAAUCCAGUUAUAAUCUGCGGAGUUGAUUAAACGCUGCUCCGCGCGCUCCGCUCCGCGGAGGAUGGCCAAACAGGGCCUAAUUGACAUUCGAGAUGUGGGGAAUCAAAUCAAUCCGCUUCGUUCUCGAGGUAACGUGACCUACACAGAUUUCGCUAAAUGGCCAGGCUCACUCAGCAUCGUAUGCAUUGGGAUUUAGGGCGGAGGGGAUUUCUCUGCGCAAGAAAAUUUGUACUGAGGUGAAAUAUCUAUCUAAAUGAGUUGGACAGAUUUACUGAGAUUGGAGGUAAACCAAUUUAGAAUGCUACUCCCUCCGUCCGAAAAUACUUGUCACCAAAAUGAAUAAAAGUGGAUGUAUCAAGAUGUAUUUUAGUUCUAAAUACAUUCCUUUUUAUCCAUUUUGAUGACAAGUAUUUUCGGACGGAGGAGUACUCCCUCAAUUUUAAAAUAACCAAAGUUCUAGGGUAAGUUUGAUCAAGUUUAUAAAAAAAAUCUGCAAAAUACCUACAAUAUCAAUAUGUAUAGUAUGAAAAUGUAUUUCUAAUGAAGCAAAUUAGGUGUUGUAGAGACGGGAGAGAAAGGAAUAUAGACUUGGUCAAACUUAAUGAAGUUCUUUUCAAACCGGGUUAUCCCCCUUUCCAUUACUGAUAACAGAAAUACAGUUCAGAAGUUUUGCAGGAGACGGGAGAGAAAGGAGAGCGAGUUCGGCACUACCAGGAAACCCACUGGACACGCUCGACUUCGAAAUGUGCAUAGUGAUCACUGGACCCAUUGGACGAAAGCUUAAUGAAGUUUGACUUAAGACAAACCUAAUACUUCAACUAUUUUGGAAUGGAAUGACUAAUAAAUUGCAUAGUGAUCACAAUAAGUAGCUCGCCAGUCUCUUUCGCAAUGACAAACGCAACUCGCCGCCUUUGUGGACUAUGUUGCCUGGUUUUAGCCUGCAUUUUUCUAUGCAAGAAGAGGAUGGGCGUAUCCAAUCAACGCUUCAUUUCCUGUCUUGCUUAUCUCUACUCUCCGGUACGCUGUCAUAGGCUCUGGUAAGGCAUCAGGAUGAGAAUUUGAAGACUCUGUUCUUUCUAUUCACUCCGGUUAAUCUGCGUAUGGCUUGACUCAACUGGUGUUCUUGCUUCAGUAAAGAAAUACUGAAAGGGUGUUCAGUUUCUCUCAAUGCAGAACAUGUACACACAGAACAACGCGGCAGGCUUGGUGAUUAGCUUAAGCUAUCGAUUCAUUGGCACGGACAAAUGCUACUUGCUAGUUAAUUAAGCAGUAUGUGUUGACAAUAAGAAGCCAGUGGGCAAAGCAGCUAAUGGGCACCUUGUCAAUCUCUUGCUCACCUUCCCAGCUAAUGGCAUCCUUCGUCUUCAUGGACACUGCUAUCUACCCAACAGUUUUUAUGCAAGCAGAGGGAGGAGAAAUUGGAUCUUUUGCCACAGUUUACUUCUAACUUUGAUAAUUUGCCCCCCCCCCCCCCUAGAAUGACGGGUGGGGCUGUAGCAGCUAUUAAUUGGAUCUGAAUUCUGAUCAGUUUACUCCAGUGAUCACUACCGAUUCGGAUGGGCCUGUGGAGGGCUCUGAUGAUCUUCUAUUCUCUGUUUUCCUUCUAGCUUGCGCCUAGCCCUGCGAGAUCUUGAAAUUAGCAAUUGGCUCACUAUCAAGGCAAACCGUGUCUUCCAGAUGAUCACUGUUGAUUCGUAUUAUUGAUAGCUUUUGCCCUUAUUGGAAUAGUGGUUUUGUAAGCGCCGGGUUUGCCUCAUCCAUGGGGACCAUACUAGAAGCUCUGCUUCGAUCAUGUGCCAGCAAGUUGCAAGAUAUCAUUACCAAUGAAGCCAUACUAAUCUUAGGGGUGGAAGAAGAGCUCGCAAAACUGCUACAACGAGUUGAACUAAUUCAGUGCUGUAUAUAUGAUGCUGAGAAAAGGAGGGCAAAAGAGUUAGCAGUAAACAAUUGGCUUGGCCAACUGAGAGAUGUUAUAUAUGAUGUUGAUGAAAUUCUGGACGUGGCUAAAUGCAAAGGAAGCAAGCUACUUCCUAACCACCCUUCAUCAUCAUCAAGUAAAUCAGCUGCAUGUAAAGGUCAUUCAGUUUUCCCUUGCUUUUGUAACAUUGGUUCACGUCGUGACGUUGCUGUUCGGAUUAGAACCCUCAACAAAAAGAUAGAGAACAUUUCAAAGGACAAAAUAUUCUUAACAUUCAACAGUAGUGCACAACCUAAUGGAAGUGGUCCAACAUCCAAACUGAUAAGAAGUUCCAACCUUGUUGAGCCCAACCUUGUGGGAAAGGAAAUCAUACAUUCUAGCAGGAAGUUGGUGGACUUGGUGCUUGCAAACAAGGAAAAGAAGUCUUACAAGCUCGCUGUUGUUGGAACCGGAGGAGUUGGUAAGACAACACUAGCUCAGAAAGUAUACAAUGACCAAAAAAUAAAAGGAAGCUUCAAGAUGCAUGCAUGGAUUUGUGUUUCGCAAGACUACAGUGAAGUAACUCUUUUGAAGGAGGUGCUCCGAAAUAUUGGUGUGCAUCAUGAGCAAGGUGAAACCAUAGCUGAGCUACAAAGAAAGCUUGCAGAAACAAUAGAGGGAAAGAGUUUCUUUCUGGUUCUAGAUGAUGUAUGGCAUUCCAAUGUAUGGAUGGAUCUAUUAAGGCCUGCGUUACACAAAACAACAUCUGGAGUAAUGUUGGUAACCACACGAGAUGAUCAAAUUACAAGGAGAAUAGGCGUAGAGCAUACCCAUCGAGUUGAUCUCAUGUCAGUAGAGGUGGGAUGGGAGCUACUUUGGAAGAGCAUGAAUAUUGAUGAGAAAGAAGUGCAGAAUUUAAGAAACACGGGGAUUGAGAUUAUCCGUAAAUGCGGUUGCCUCCCUCUUGCAAUCAAAGUUACCGCUAGUGUUCUGGCAAGCAAGGAUCGAACAGAUAAUGAGUGGAAAAAGAUUUUGAGAAGAUAUGCUUGCUCCCAGAACAUGCUCUCUAAUGAAAUAGAAGGAGUUUUGUAUCUAAGCUACGAUGAGUUACCGUAUCGUCUGAAGCAGUGUUUUCUUUAUUGUGCAUUGUAUAUUGAAGAUUCUACCAUUCUUCGCCGUGUAAUUACCAGGUUAUGGAUUGCUGAAGGCUUCAUUGAGGAGGAACAAGGCCAACUUCUAGAAGACACAUCAGAGGAGUACUACUAUGAGCUAAUCCAUCGAAAUCUCCUCCAACCAGAUAACGGAUCUUUUAACCAGGCUGAAUGCAAAAUGCAUGACCUCUUAAGACAGAUUGCUUUGAGUAUAUCAAAACAAGAAUGUUUUAUUGGUGAUAUUGAAACAUUAAGUGGUGAGAAUAUGUCAAAACUACGACGAGUUACUGCCGUGAGUAAGAAGGAUAAAUUAGUGUUGCCUAGCAUGAAUAAGGUGGAAGCUAAGGUGAGGACUUUCUUUAGUGUUCAUGGUCCACAGAGCAUUGAGGAUUCAUUGUUCAAGAGAUUUUUGCUUCUUCGUGUUUUGGUACUGAAUUACUCACUUGUACAAAGCAUUCCAGGUUAUAUAGGAAGACUGAUACAUCUACGCCUACUUGAUCUUGAUUAUACUAGCAUAUCUUGUCUUCCAGAAUCCAUUGGCUCCCUACAAAACCUUCAAAUUUUGAGCUUGAAUUAUUGUGAUGCUUUGCACAAUCUUCCUUCGGCGAUAUCCCAAUUGUACAGUUUAAGAUGUCUUAGUCUUCUUGACACAAAUAUAAAUGAAGUUCAGAAAGGGAUAGGAAAACUGAAGUUCCUCACUGAUUUACGAGGGUUUCCGGUUGGGGCAGGAAUUGAAAAUGCUGAUGUACAAGAUGGAUGGAAGUUGGAAGAGUUGUCAUCUUUGUCAUUGCUGAGGUAUCUUACGUUGGUUAAAUUGGAAAGAGCGGCUUGCUAUAGUACAAAUACAUUACUGGCGAACAAAAACCAUCUAAAAGGACUAGUACUGGAGUGGACAUCAUAUUCAGAAGAUGUUAGCACUGAGGAGGUCUUUGAGCAGCUAAUACCUCCAAGCAACCUGGAAACCCUACAUAUUAUUGGAUUCCUUGGUCGGCAGUACCCCAACUGGUUUGGUAACACCUGUUUGUCUUCGCUGGCACACAUGACCCUUAGAAAUCUACGAUGUGUGGAUCUUCCACCUAUUGGCCAGCUACCCAACUUGAAAUUUCUAAAAAUUGAUGGAGCAUAUGCAGUUACCAAGGUUGGCCCUGAAUUUGUUGGUUGCGGGAAGGGUGAUCCCCUAUGCAACGAAUCAGUUGCUUUUCCUAAACUUGAAUGGUUAGUCCUCAAGCAUUUGCCCAACUGGGAGGAGUGGUCUUUUUUUGAAGAAAAAGAAGAAGCAGAAGAUGCUGAUGAUGAAGGGGGAGCAAAUGGAGUUGCUGAGAUUCGAAAGGACGACGCCCAAUCUGCAAGGUUGCGUCUGUUUCCUUGUUUGGUAAGGUUUAAACUUGAAGGCUGCUUAAAGCUGAGGGCUCUACCGCGACAACUUGGAGAGGACACUGUCAGCUUGAGGAAGCUCGAAUUAAUUCGAACAAAUAACUUGAAGGCCGUGGAGGACUUCCCACACCUCACUGAGCUCCUUCAUAUUGAAAAAUGUGAAGGCCUGGAGAAGGUCUCCAAUCUCCCUCAAGUGACAGACCUGCAAGUACGUGGUUGUCUGAACUUAAGCCGUGUAGAGGGGCUGGGCAGUUUGCAGCAGCUGGGGCUGGGCGAGGAUACACAAGUGAUCUCUUCCCAUUGGGUGCUUGGGCUUCAAAACCAGCACCAGAGACUUCAUGGUGAAGACUUGGAUGUCUACUCGUUGUCUACCAGUUAGAUGGCUCAAGGUCAAUUUUUUGCCUCAGUGGAUGUACCUUGUAUGCCAUUUUAUAUGCUUAUGCAACCGAAAUGAUUAGACAUAUUGUGCUUGUACAUAUUCCAACAGAGCUUUGGUUAAUAGAUGUCGACACCAGCAGGGCGGCAGAUUGCAGGCGACAAGUCAUUAAGUGUUGUAUAAUGGUGCUCUAAGUUGCUUAUGUGUGUUCCAUCUCUAACUAACAUGCAUUGGGAACUCAUGAUCGUCCUCUUAGAGUUGCUUAAAUUUUCAUGAUCGUCCUCUUAGAAUUUAUAAUAUUGGCAUCUCCAUUAACAUAUAUGAGUAAUAAUAGUUAUUGAGGCAUUGAUCUCUUAUUCAGACAAAUCAUACCCCAGUUAUGUAUGUGGUGCAAGACUACAAAAUGGGGUUUCUUUCUGAAAAGAGGACUGCAAAAUUGUAGCUAUACUCAUGCUAGAUCUCGGCAUGUACAAAAUUGUACCAACGUGUUUGUGAAUUUCUUUUCCUUGCUUUGCCCACAGAAAAAACAUAACUGAGCAACACA